Porites lobata is the source of this 866-nucleotide messenger RNA. The record is from the annotation of a GenBank genome assembly. Lineage: Eukaryota; Metazoa; Cnidaria; Anthozoa; Scleractinia; Poritidae.
AUGGACGAUGGACUUUCCUUUACCUCUGCCCUCCGGCUCCUUAGACGAAGUCACUUUCCAUUUAACUAUGAUCCACAUCCAUGGAAGCCUGGUAUGUUAUGAUAAAGUUACUAAUAAGCCCCCAGUAGUUUAUUAAUGGCAAAGGUUGGUUGCCAGCUUGGCACUAUUUCCCAAAGCCACCAAAGUAAAUGCUCAGAUUUUUGAGUGUGCAUUGAAAUAACUUUGCCCUUCAGCUCUGGGGAUGAAGUCACUUUCCAUGUAACUAUGAUCCACAUCCAUGAAAGCCUGGUAUGUUGAUCAACACAUUUACUAUAGGCAGCCGAUAAUUUAUUAACUUAUUUGUUUCUUUGUUCCAGGUAAUAGUAUCAAGUAAUUUCUUAGUAAAAAUUGUUAAAUAAGUUGUAUUAUUUUAAUUUGCUUGUCUUUAAGGUAAGCCUGAAAAUAAGACUGAAUGUUUAAAGUCUUUGAUGGCCACCUACCUGUACCGCAAGAAAGUAAAUGACUACUGUGCAUUGGGUGUUAACUUCAAAGAACAUCUCUAUGUCCCAGAGUUAAAUGAAGUGAAUGGUGAGACAUUUCAUGAGCGUGAAGAUCAUAAUCAUGUGCUGAAGCGCAUAACAUCAUGCGCUAGAGCAGGGACAAUCCCAUCAAUAGGUCUGCAGUACUUCAGAGAUGCUCUACAUGAUGAAAAUAGUGGCAUGACUUAUGAGGCUCUUACUGGAAAAAGAAAACAGUCUGUUCCUGAUUGCGAGAAAUUUUUCUCCAUUGGUGUCCUUAAGUUCUUGCAGAACAACAACCACAAGAAUGAAGCACGAGUUGUUGAGAUCAUUUUGAACUGGCACAAAGAGAAUGAUGGACGGGGACUC